AUGGCGACGCCAUUCCAGGUCGAAGCCUGGACUGAGUACGCCAUUGGCAUGCUCGUGCUGCUGAUACGAAUCGUUUACCGGACGAGCAUUGUCGGGACCAAUUGGGAGGGUGAUGAUUACUUUGCCGUCAUUGCUGUCUUCUUCUGGACGUCAACUGACCCCUCUGCUUCUCAGGGCGAACUGGUAAUGCUAGAGUUGAUCGGUCAAUAUGGUAGCAUUACCGGAAUGAACGACGCGCUUGCUCUGACGCUCUCCGACCAGCAGAAAGAACGAAUCGUCAUCGGCAGCAAGUGUCUCGUGGCGGGAUGGGUGCUCUACGUCACCCUCAUCUGGUGCCUCAAGGCAUGCAUGCUGUUUCUCUACCGCCGGCUCACGCUCAACUUGCAGCAAAAGAAAAUGGUCCUCAUCACCGCCGUCGCCUGCGUCCUUUGUUAUGUGGCGACGAUCCUCGUGAUACUGACACGAUGCAUGCCGUUCCACAAAAACUGGCAGAUUUAUCCGUAUCCUGGAGAUGCCGUUGGCUCGUUCGUGGGCAUCCUAGCCGUCAACGCCCCGGUCCUGGGUCCCUGGAUCGCCAAAAAUGCCUCGGCCGUGCGGUCCCGGGCCUCGAAGAACCGCUCCAAGACGGGCGGCGACCCGGACUCGGCCAGUCACAUCGUGACGAUCGGCGCGAAAGAUAGCACCCACCGGCUCGAGCGCCUGGGAAAGGACGGCCGCUCGCUCAGGGGCCUGGGGUGGACCGAGAUCGGCAAUGAUAGCGAGGAGCGCAUCAUGGAGACGCAGAACGACGUGUCUGUGUCGGCGAAGCGCUCGGACGAGGUGGUGGGAAACGGCCCUACUAUCCACGUCAAGACCACGUUUGAGGUUUCUAGGUUGGCGUAG
Messenger RNA from Colletotrichum higginsianum IMI 349063, 882 nucleotides. Its product is annotated as Kinesin-like protein. Bases 1 to 882 code for a protein of 293 amino acids. The record is from RefSeq and is a predicted model, not a curated record. The transcript has 6 exons. Lineage: Eukaryota; Fungi; Ascomycota; Sordariomycetes; Glomerellales; Glomerellaceae.